AUGUCUGCUUUAUUUGCUGCUUCUAGGACCAGUUUGGCAACGCGUGCUGUUGCUUGCACCAGGCAACAUAGAUUCUCAUAUUUACAGUUAGCAAGAUUGUAUUCAUCAGGCAAAUUUCCACCACAUACUGUUAUUAACAUGCCGGCCUUAUCCCCAACAAUGACACAAGGUAACAUAGCUGCGUGGUCAAAGAAAGUUGGCGAUAAAUUGCUGCCUGGAGAGCCAAUUGCUGAAAUUGAGACAGAUAAAGCUACAAUGGAUUUUGAAUUUCAGGAAGAUGGCUACCUUGCUAAAAUCUUAUUAGAAGCAGGUACACAAGACAUUCCAGUUGGAAAGCCUAUUGCAGUUUAUGUCGAGGAUGCUGAUAGUGUCCCGGCCUUUGAAAAUUUCACUGCUGAAGAUGCUGGAGACAGUGGGGCAUCUGCUCCUCCAGCUGCCAAAGAGGAACAAAAAGAUGACACAUCUAAGGAUGAGCCGAAAGAAUCAAAGUCUGAAUCUCCAAAACCUUCAUCUCCUUCAUCUCUGUCAAAGAAACCUGUCAAUAGAAUUUUCGCAUCUCCCUUAGCCAAAACUAUUGCUUUAGACAAGGGAAUUUCGUUGAAAAACAUCAAGGGGUCAGGACCAAAUGGUAGAAUCGUUGCGAAGGAUCUCGAAAAUGCCACCCCAACACCUUCUGCUGGUGCUGGAACAGCUCCUGGUCCAACUUAUAAAGAUACACCUCUCACCAAUAUGAGAAAAACUAUUGCCAAGAGGUUGACCCAAUCCACCCAAGAAUGCCCAUCAUACAUAGUUUCUUCCGAGAUCUCUGUUUCAAAGUUGUUAAAAUUACGUCAAUCCCUCAAUGCGUCGGCUGAAGAUAGAUACAGAUUAUCAAUUAACGACCUUUUGAUUAAGGCUAUUGCUUUAGCAUCUUUAAGAGUACCAGAGGUUAAUUCAGCUUGGUUAGGUGACCAAGGAAUUAUCAGAACAUACAAAGCUGUAGAUGUUUCGGUCGCAGUUGCAACUCCUACUGGCUUGAUUACUCCAAUUGUCAAAGAUGCAGACACCAAGGGUUUAGCUGCUAUUUCGAAGGAAAUCAAGGCUCUUGGAAAGAAGGCUAAAGAAGGAAAAUUGAGUCCAGAAGAAUAUCAAGGUGGUACUAUUACCAUUUCAAACUUAGGUAUGAAUCAUGCUGUCAACAGUUUUACUUCUAUCAUCAAUCCACCACAGUGUGCUAUUGUUGCAAUUGGUACCGUCACGAAGAAAGCUGUUCCUUCAGAGGUGAAUGAGCAAGGUUUUGUUUUCGAUGAUGUCAUCACAAUUGUUGGUUCUUUUGAUCAUAAAGUUGUGGAUGGGGCCUUAGGUGGUGAAUGGAUAAAAGCUUUGAAGAAGAUCGUCGAAAAUCCAUUAGAGAUGUUGAUUUAA
This is a messenger RNA of Priceomyces carsonii, 1404 nucleotides long. It is a transcript of the gene LAT1, whose product is annotated as dihydrolipoyllysine-residue acetyltransferase. The transcript has a single exon. Gene Ontology annotation, biological process: pyruvate decarboxylation to acetyl-CoA. Bases 1 to 1404 code for a protein of 467 amino acids. Lineage: Eukaryota; Fungi; Ascomycota; Pichiomycetes; Serinales; Debaryomycetaceae. The record is from RefSeq and is a predicted model, not a curated record. Gene Ontology annotation, molecular function: dihydrolipoyllysine-residue acetyltransferase activity.